Messenger RNA from Cyphellophora europaea CBS 101466, 549 nucleotides. RefSeq lists its product as uncharacterized. The transcript has a single exon. The record is from RefSeq and is a predicted model, not a curated record. Lineage: Eukaryota; Fungi; Ascomycota; Eurotiomycetes; Chaetothyriales; Cyphellophoraceae. The coding region runs from base 1 to 549 and encodes 182 amino acids.
AUGGAUGAAGACACUGUCGCUCUUGCCAUCCUCGGCACGAUUUUCGUCUUUAUUAUCUCCUCUCCACUCCUCAUCACGGCCUGCAUCGCAGCCGCCACGACCCGUAAAUGGGCUGCGGAGCGACGUAGAGCUACAUGCGGUCGGACUGGCAAGUACGACACCGAGUCGAGUAGACUCAUCGACUCCGCAGAGGAUGACUCCGAGCCAGAAACAGAGUUCCUGGACUCAGAGGACGAAGAAUACUACAACGUCAAGCAGCAAAGGCGUAUUCAAGACCGCGAAGAGAGAGAAGCCGAUAUGCGCCUAACCACGCGUGCCAAGUUCUUCAGGGAAUGGAAGAAGUGUUGGACCGGUCCUGGAACACCUGAAAAACGGAAGAAAGACCAAGAAUUUAAAGAACAAGAGCAGCAUCGCAAGAUAGCUAGAGAGGCAGUUCGCGAGUACCUCAGGAUUGAACGGAAGAGGGCCAGGCAGGCAACACACCAGGAACGCUCCGAAAACGAGAAGCCGGUAACCAUGGAGCAUGGCAGUUUUUUCAAGAGAGACUAA